CUUGCCGGGACGGGGAGGGAGGCCCGAGUCCGCCCUCCCUGCCGGGCCCCGCCGGGCUCCGUCUGCCCGCCCGCCGGUUCCUGCUGCUGCUGCUGCUGCUGCUGCUGCGCGUCCCGCCGGCGUAAUGGCAACCUACACUUGUAUCACUUGCCGUGUGGCUUUCAAGGAUGCUGACAUUCAGCGUGCCCAUUACAAAACUGACUGGCAUAGAUACAACCUGAAGCGUAAGGUUGCUGAAAUGCCUCCUGUCACUGCUGAGAAUUUCCAAGAGAGAGUCUUAGCUCAGAGAGCAGUAGCAGAGGAGCAGAAUAAAAUCACUGCCACUUACUGCACAGUUUGCAGCAAGAGAUUCUCCACUUUCAAUGCCUAUGAGAAUCACUUGAAGUCUAAGAAGCACCUGGAGCUGGAGAAGAAGGCUGUUCAAGCUGUCAACAAGAAGGUGAAAAUAUUAAAUGAGAAGAACCUGGAAAAGGGACUGGCCCCGGAGAGUGUAAACAAAGAUGAAAUGAACGCAGCUAUUCAGCAAGCCAUCAGAGCUCAGCCGUCUUCUUCUCCCAAGAAGACACCUUUGCCUCCUAGUACUGCAAAUAGGUCUCCAGUUUCUACAAGAAGCACCAGCUUACCACAGAGUAGAGAACGACUGGAGAAACCUCCACGUCUGCAGUGGUUUGAGCAGCAAGCAAAGAAGCUGGCCAAACAACAAGCAGAGGAAGAGGAGGAUGUAGAAGAAGACUGGGAAGACAUGGAUUCUGAUGAAGACAUCAGCUCUGAAGAAGAGAUGGAAAGUGUGGGAGAAGAAGAGGAGGAGCAGGCAGAAGCUGAAAGCACUCCUGCUGUUGGGGCCAUACCAGUUACAGACUGCUUGUUCUGUUCCCAUCAUUCAAGAUCUCUCACAAAAAAUGUGGCCCAUAUGACAAAAAUUCACAGUUUCUUCAUUCCAGACAUAGAGUACCUUGUGGAUCUCAGAGGACUAAUCAAGUACCUCGGAGACAAAAUUGGUGUUGGGAAAAUCUGCAUCUGGUGCAAUGAAAAAGGGAAAUCCUUCUACUCUACAGAAGCAGUACAGGCUCACAUGAAUGAUAAAAGCCACUGCAAACUCUUCACAGAUGGAGAUGCUGCCCUGGAAUUUGCCGACUUCUAUGAUUUUAGGAGCAGUUACCCUGAUCACAAGGAUGGGGAAGAUGGGGAGGUGCCUGGAGAGCAAUCAACAGAGAGAGAGCUGGAUUAUGAUGAUGACACCAUGGAGCUGAUCCUUCCGUCUGGUGCAAGAGUGGGGCAUCGUUCUUUAAUGAGGUACUACAAGCAACGGUUUGGUCUGUCAAGAGCAGUGGCUGUUGUGAAAAACAAGAAAGCAGUGGGUCGGGUGUUGCAGCAGUACAGAGCUUUGGGCUGGACAGGUCAGACAGGGGCAGUCUCUGCUCAGCAGCGUGAUAUGCAGUACCUGCAGAGGAUGAAGUCAAAGUGGAUGCUCAAGACAGGAAUGAGUAACAAUGCAACAAAGCAGAUGCAUUUCCGGGCACAAGUCAGAUUCUGAGUUCUCAACUGAGCUGCGUGGAACUGGUUUUGGAAAGGGGGAUUUAAUGGUUUCUGGCUUGAGAAUGACAUCAUUAAAAUUGAUUUGGUACCUAUCAAAUGGGAA
Apus apus (common swift) is the source of this 1639-nucleotide messenger RNA. It is a transcript of the gene ZNF622, whose product is annotated as zinc finger protein 622. Gene Ontology annotation, cellular component: preribosome, large subunit precursor. The coding region runs from base 125 to 1534 and encodes 469 amino acids. Gene Ontology annotation, biological process: ribosomal large subunit biogenesis. Lineage: Eukaryota; Metazoa; Chordata; Aves; Apodiformes; Apodidae. Gene Ontology annotation, molecular function: zinc ion binding; nucleic acid binding. The transcript is spliced from 7 exons. The record is from RefSeq and is a predicted model, not a curated record.